Fusarium venenatum is the source of this 1287-nucleotide messenger RNA. RefSeq lists its product as uncharacterized. The record is from RefSeq and is a predicted model, not a curated record. NCBI's taxonomy places the organism in Eukaryota, Fungi, Ascomycota, Sordariomycetes, Hypocreales, Nectriaceae. Gene Ontology annotation, molecular function: oxidoreductase activity.
AUGGCCACUGCAGCUAUUCUCACUCCCGUUGCUCCCCCAUCAGCGCCAACCUUUGGCACUACUCCUGCUGCCCAGCCACCACCAGGACAGCCAGACAUUACUUACCAUCCUGACUGGGAUAAGUACCAAGCACGUGUCGCCCGCAGACUCCAGACUGAGACUCUCACCAAAGAGAUUCCAGCGGGCUUCCCCAAAGAGCUCAAGGGUGACUUGGUCUGGGAGGGAGAGACUAUUGCCCAAAGGUACAACUGGACCUAUACCUUUACACCUGAACAGCUCCAAGAUAUUGACAACGCCCUUGCACAUUUCAAGUCUCUCAACAUUGCAAAGGGUUACAUCUCUCAAGAGACUUUUCCUCUUCCCAAGACUCGCGAUGAACUCCGUCGUCUUUCACGUGAACUUCACUACGGCCACGGUUUCUUCGUUCUUCGCGGUCUAGACGUCGAUAAGUACACUCGUGAAGAGAACAUCAUCAUCUACGCUGGCAUCUCUUCCCACAUUGGUUCCAUUCGAGGCCGCCAGGAUGCCUAUUAUGACGGCAAGCGUGCCGAUGUAGUUGUUGGACACGUCAAGGAUGUCCGAAGUACAACUCAAAUCAAGAUCGGAUCUCCUGCCUAUACUGCAGACAAGCAGGUCUUCCACACUGACUCGGGAGAUAUCGUCUCGCUCUUUGCUCUCGGUACUGCUGCUGAAGGAGGUGCAAGUCGCUUGGCCAGUGCUUGGCGUGUGUACAACUAUAUCGCUGAGACCCGACCGGAUCUCAUCCGCACUCUGGCUGAGGACUGGGAAGCAGAGCUCUUCACAAAGACAGUCAAUGACACCGACAAGGUCUCUCGACGCCCUCUGAUCCACCACCAGCCCGCCAGUGCCGAUGGAAAGACUCCAGAAAGAGUCGUCCUUCAGUACGCCCGCCGCUACUACGUCGGCUUCGGAGCUCUCCCUCGAGGCAACCAUAUUCCACCCAUUACCGAAGCCCAAGCCGAGGCUCUCGACACGUUGCACUUCUUGGGUGAGAAAUUCAGCGUAUCAACGGAUUUUCAGAAGGGUGAUAUUCAGUACGUCAACAACGUCGCCGUUUUCCAUGCUCGCGAUGGUUUCAGAGAUACCGAGGAUCAGCAGAGACAUCUUCUGCGACUGUGGCUUCGAGACCCUGAGUAUGCUUGGGAGACUCCCGCUGCUCUGAAGGAGAGAUGGGAGCGCGUUUAUGGUGGUGUUACGCCUGAACUUCAGACUUUUCCGCUUGAGCCUUACGUUCGCAGUGAAUCUGCGGGAGUCACUCAGACAUAG